Molecule: messenger RNA, 4976 nt
Organism: Coregonus clupeaformis (lake whitefish)
Lineage: Eukaryota; Metazoa; Chordata; Actinopteri; Salmoniformes; Salmonidae
Product: clathrin coat assembly protein AP180
Exons: 30
Coding region: 436-3267 (943 amino acids)
Biological process (GO): clathrin-dependent endocytosis; synaptic vesicle budding from presynaptic endocytic zone membrane; clathrin coat assembly
Cellular component (GO): clathrin-coated vesicle; clathrin-coated pit; synaptic vesicle
Molecular function (GO): phosphatidylinositol-4,5-bisphosphate binding; clathrin heavy chain binding; SNARE binding
Source: RefSeq, a predicted model, not a curated record
ACCAGGCAAAUCCUCCAAAACGCCACCAUCCACCUCCUCUGUUUCAAGCGUCGUCGGUGGUGAACGGUGGGAUCACUGGGGGAAAAGAACGCCACUGUUAUUUAAUGGCCCAUAAAUUGAGAGGCGAAAUAGUAGGCUGAAAAACGGCGGUCCUUGGAGAGGAUUAUAGUCCUUCGCUGGAAGAGAGAAGGACGCCUUGUCAGUGGAGCAUCAUCCACAGCGAAUCAUCAUUUUAUAAGGAGGCUACCAUACAAACCGUUACAAUAGGGGCCAAAUAGCCUACAACAUUUCCCCGUAUCUGGGCUGAGAGUAUUUUUCCUAUAUCCACCUCCCCAGUGGAUUUUUAAGGGCAGCCUGGAAUACCACGACUGGUUGUGCUUUGGGGGGGACCAUUUUUGACGUUUGAGUCGUGAGGUUUGACGCCACGGAGAGAAGAUGUCGGGGCAGACGCUGACGGACCGCAUUGCCGCGGCGCAAUACAGCUUGACGGGAUCCGAGGUUGCUCGAGCUGUCUGCAAAGCCACCACUCAUGAGCAGACAGCACCCAAGAAAAAACACCUGGAAUACCUGAUUGAGGCCACCAAGGAGUCCAAUGUGAACAUCCCACAGAUGGCGGACACGUUGUUUGAGAGGGCCACCAAUGCCAGCUGGGUGGUGGUGUUCAAGGCCCUGAUCACAACGCAUCACAUGAUGGUCGCUGGCAAUGAGAGGUUCCUCCAGUUCCUUGCCUCCAGGAACACCCUCUUCAACCUCAGUAACUUUCUGGACAAAACUGGCUCCCAUGGCUAUGACAUGUCCACGUUUAUCAGACGCUACAGCCGGUACCUCAACGAGAAGGCGUUCGCCUACAGACAGAUGUCCUUCGACUUUGGCAGAGUGAAGAAGGGAGCUGAGGGGGUGAUGAGGACGAUGCCUGUAGAGAAGCUGUUGAAAGGAAUGCCCACUCUGCAGAGCCAGAUAGACGCCCUGCUGGAGUUUGAUGUCCAUCCCAAUGAACUGACCAAUGGGGUGAUCAAUGCGUGCUUCCUCCUGAUGUUCAAAGACCUGAUCAAGUUAUAUGCCUGCUACAACGACGGGAUCAUCAAUCUAUUAGAGAAAUUUUUCCAGAUGAAGAGAGGACAGUGCAAAGACGGGCUGGAGAUCUACAAGAGAUUCUUGACACGGAUGACCAGGGUUUCUGAGGUCUUCAAAAUCGCUGAGACCAUGGGAAUUGACAAAAAUGAUAUCCCCGAGCUCACUCAGGCCCCUGAGAGUCUCCUGCAGUCUCUGGAGACUCACCUGAACACUCUGGAGGGGAAGAAGCCAGAGGAUGUUCACAAAGAGGAUGUGUCACCGACCAAGGAGUCUGAAGCCAAUGGCUCCCCGGCCGCAGCCGCCACGCCUACGAAAGCUCCAGCGGCCCCUACAGCUGCUGCUGCUCCAGUCGCUCCUGCCCGCCCUGGACCACCUGCCAGACCCACAGCGGCACCCACCUUCAAGAGCUCCAACAAUGCUCUGCUAGACUUGGACCCAUUGUCAGCCUCCCCAUCAGCAGGUGGACCAGCAGCCUCUGUCUCUUCAUGGGGAGAUCUACUUGGUGGCGGCUUAGAUACCCCCGCUGAUCCUACUAGUGCCUCUGAGCCUGCCGCUGCUGCUGCUGAUGCUGCCGCCACCCCGGCUGCCACGCCCACGGCGGCCCAUACGGAUGGCCCCGCCGCGCCCUCUGCGGCCCCCGUGGUGGGGCUGCCCGUGCCCGCCUCCGCCUCAGACAUGGAUCUGUUCGGAGACGCGUUUGCACCCUCCCCAGGUGACGGCCCGCCCAGCAGGGCGCCUGCUGCUGAUGCAUGUGCCGGAUCUGACCCCUUCGCUCCAUCGGAGGGUAGUGCGAACAUGGCUCCAGAGAUGGACUUCUUUGCUAUGAAGUUCGAUAACACGCUGGCUGCCCCAGAAACAGCCAGCCCCACCUCUAGCGCAGUACCCAUCAUUGUCGACCUCAUCGAGCCCCCUGCUGCCGCCCCGGCUCCCUCCACUACCACCACCACUGAGUCUGCAGCUGCCCCCGCCCCUGCCAUCCCCACUCUAGACCUCUUUGGUGAUUCUAUGUUUGAUUCAAUGCCUGAGAAAAGCCCUACCGCAGGAAAAGCUGAUGCUGCUGUUACUCCUAGCGUAGACCUAUUUGGGGCAGAUCUCCCUACUAUCUCUCGCGGGCCCUCUCCUUUGCCUCCCGAGGCCAAUGCUGAUGAAGACCUCUUGUCUGGUGUGACUGAUGCAUUCUCUGCUAUGGCUCCAGCACCAGCUGUGGCUCCAGCUCCAGCUCAAGCCCCGGCUCCAGCACCUGCCCCUGCAACGGUUUCUCCUCCCAAACCUGAGCCGCCUGCACCUGCACCUGUCAUUGACCUGCUGGACACAUUCAGUAGUCCUGCUCUGUUGGACGCUACGCCCGCUGCCCCCGGGGGACCAGGAGAUGAUCUGUUGGGUGGACUGAUGUCUCCUAGCCUGGCUCCCACGGCGGCCCCUGCUCCUCUGGCCCCCGCUCUGGCCCCGGCCCUCGCCCCUACCCUGGCUCCUGUCUCAGCCCAGAAUGACUUGCUAGAGGGCGGCUUCGACACCCUCGGCUCCCUGCCCCCACUAAUGCCCGCCAUCCCAGCAGCUGCAGAUACAGCGCCGGCCGCAGCAGCACCCUCUGGUGGCUUUGAUGCAUCAGUGUUUGGUGGAUUAGGGGACCUACUGAUGCCAGCCAUAACACCCCAGUCCACUGGGGGCAGUGUGGGCAGCACUGGCAGUGGUGGGGGGAGUACCAAGGUGACGCCCGCGGUCGGGGGUGUCAUGGCAGGCGCCCCAGCUAUUAAACGGCCAUCCAUCGGGGGCGACUUGGACUCCUCACUCGCAAACCUGAUUGGAGAUCUGGGGAUUCAGAAAAAGGAUCAUCAGUGGAAUGAGAAGAAGCUGACAGGAGGAUCUAACUGGACCCCCCAGGUAGCCCCUCCCAGCUGGGGAGCCCCUGGACCUAUGAUGGGUGGCCCCGCCCCUGGAGCCCCCGGUGCCCCUGGAGCCAUGCCUCCGCCCAUGGGAGCACAGCCUGGCUUUGGCAUGGCCACAGCAGCUGGAUCUGGAGCUCCCAUGAUGCCUACCAUGAUGAUGGGACAGCCAAUGAUGGGUCAACCCAUGAGACCACCCCGGCCAGGAGCCGCAGCACCAGGGGCACCGCUGUCUCCAGGACCUGCUGCCACCCAGAGCAAAAAGCCCAAGGACCCACUGGCAGACCUCAACCUCAAGGACUUAAUGUGAUCCCCCAGCCCAGCUCUUGUUUUUCUGGAGCUGGGCCCUCUGGCCGCCUGUCCUAUUCUGGCGUUCUGUACAUCCCGGGACACCAGAGACCCUCCUCAGCUACUCACCCAUAGAAGACCCCCUUCCUCCACCCCAGCCCCCUGUGUAAUGUUGUAGCACAAACUGUGAAAGUGAAACCUUAGUGAGAAAAAAACAAGUGUGUGCUUAACUAGAUGUAACCCUUUGUCUAAACAAAACCACACAAAACCAACAAAAAAAAGGUCUAUAAAAGCAAGCCAGAAAACUGAGCAGAAGCUGAAGGCGUAUGUGCUUAUGUAUUUAGAUAAUUUUUUCCAGUAGUGUUGGCGUGUUGAGUUGAAUGAUGGAUGCGUGUUUGUUUGAUGCCCUCAGCUCCACCUUCGGCCGUGCACUGGCCUUCUGAUCACUCUAGAGGGGGAGGGGCUUCCACCCUGCCUCACCCUGAUUGGAUAAGAGGGGUAAGCAAAGCAGGCCCGUAAGUUUUGGAUGAAACGUGCAAUGUGUCGUUGGCAGAAGUUCUUCUUCGUUGGUGUAUAUUCAUUUCACUGGCAAAUCUCUAAGGAUUUUGUCUCUACUCUAUAUGUCUGUGGAAGAGCAUAUUGAUGUGAAUCUGAUAUCAAAUUGUAAGAAGUCAUGUGACCAUUAUCUUAUUUCCGUCAUCUUUUGAACGUAUUUAGAAACAAAUAUGAUAUGAACAUAUGAUUAAUAUGAAUAAGAAACAUGUACGGGCUCCUGAAUCCUAAAUGACCAUCCAAUGAUUUUUUUAUGAUGUUCAGUAUAUUUAUUCAUUUUUUUAGUCAUCACUUAUUUUUCUAUUCAUUUUUUUAGAUUUUGCGUGUCAUGUCCAGCUUUAUUUGUACUUUCUCUCUCUGUUGACAUUGUUUGUGAAUCUGCUGUAAAACACUGUCGGAUAUUUUUUAUCAACAGAUCAUAUCUUACCGCUUAUUUUCAGAGAAAAUGUGUUUAUAUUUUAGUUAUUCCUAUUCAAGAUAAAGGUCAAACAGCGCAUAUCAGGAGCCAAAUCUUGCCAGUAUCUCAUAUCUCAAUACAGAGGAGAACAGUCUUUUGUUAAACCACUAAAACAAGUUCUGUACAGUUAGUCUACUUCCUGGUAUCACUUGCACACUCCCUAUGGACCUAUCACUGUCCUCAUCAGUGGUCUGUUGUUUGAUUUUCAUAAUUGCUCGUACUUUAUUAUCAUUAUUACUAUGACUAGACCACGGUUGGUACUGUAUAUGUAGUGUUAUUUUUGUAUUUGAGAAGAAACAGAAACAUCCUUAUCUCCCUAUUCCCCCACCCCAGAUGUUGCUACAUGUUUCUGUUCCGUUUCCUCCCCCCUUGUUAGAGAAUCAGUAAUAUUGUACAUGGUAACAUGGGCGGAGAGGAGAGCCUGUGUAUACCCAGUCAGAAGAGGACACUGUUGAGCAGCUGUUUAGAACCAGUGAAACCAGUCCUGUGCUGUACACCCCCCAGAUAUAACGGAUACUGUGUUGUGUCAUUGCAAGACUGUUUUGACAAUUGUUGUGAGAAACAAUAUGGAUUACAAAAAUGGGAAAACAUACUGUUUUUCAUUAUUGAGUUCAAUUUUUUCAAUAUUUUAUUAUUAUUAUUAUUAUUAUUUACAAUGCCCCUCCCCAGUGCAUGUAAGCCCUUUGAGAUGCAAUAAACUCAAUGAUGGAAAGAAUAACCCA